Molecule: messenger RNA, 2937 nt
Organism: Paramuricea clavata
Lineage: Eukaryota; Metazoa; Cnidaria; Anthozoa; Malacalcyonacea; Plexauridae
Source: the annotation of a GenBank genome assembly
AUGGAAAAUUCUGCGGAAGAGAUGACGGUUAAGUAUGUUUGUGCCGUGUGCGAGUUUCUCGUCGAAGCGAUACGCUGUCAGCACGAGCAUACCGUAACAACACAGUUGGGAGAUCGGCUCGCCGAAUUUUACCGCUCCCUAUUCACCCAGCGUGAUGGUAGGUAACUUUCUUCAAAACCAAACUAAUUGUAUAAAGUGCAUGAAGAGAACUCACAAUAUUAAUAAUUAUAAGGUGGCUCGGUACGGAAAGAUCAACGUAUGAAUUAAUAAAUAGAACUCAUAUGAGAAUUUGAAGAAUUUCGCUGAAUCAAAAUAGUUUCAUCGAAAACUGUUCAUGUCAAGACAUCUUAAUUGAAGGUGACGUCCACUCCUGUGCACAUGCGCGAACUUUGUUCACGUUUUGAACUGCUAUAUUUGUAAAAACGAACUGGAUAUCUAACACUUUUCUGGUUCGCCAUACUUGUAAAUGAACAUAAAUUAUAAAGAUGCUAAAUUUGGGCACAAUAUUUAUAAUGUUAAUGAUGUUAUAAGCAGAACAGAUGCGCAGGACGGAGUGGACAUCAUCUUUAAUUAUACAACCAAACUAGCAUGCAUAAUGACGUCACAAGGCUGGAUGUCUGCGAGGAAUGCUGGUCUCAGUAGUAAAAAAAUUAAACAAUUCAAAAUGGCCACUAUCGAAGUUUUCCCGGCCGAUGACAUUUUGCCAGCAUUCUGUGCGGGCAGCAAGCCUUGUGACGUCAUUAUGCACAAGAUCGAUUGCGUAAAACCAUGGAUAAUAAAAUAAAUGGAUACGAUUCUAGCUGACAUAAGCAAAGACAAUGUAGUUGCAAUCUGUGACGUCGCGCGUAUUGCAAAGUUCUCGGCAUUUUUGUUGUUUCGCUACACUAAUUGUUUUAAAAACAUGCCUAAGCCAUGACAAAGUAUUCAAGGUGAAUGUUUUUCGUCUUUGUUUUUUGUAGUGCUUGAAAUAUUUGCUAAAAUUGACUGGGAAUACUUAGAGAUUUCAUCGUAGAAUGGCGUAGUUAUAUUCAUUUGCUCUUUGACUAAAAUGUUUAGGUGUAUUAUUGCUAAACAUGCCGUUUUUGAGAAUUUGGUUUGCAACUAGGUUUCAACAUCCAAUCACGCCCAUCAGCCCAUUGGAAACAUUAGAUCACGUCAGCUAGUUUCCUAUCCAUUUAUUUUAUUAUCCAUGGUAAGACUAAUUAUCUACUCGCAGGAAUCCUACCGGUUCAACAGAUCCGGCCGGAUCUACAGGCAGGUGUGCCAGCGAAUGGCAACAGAAGGUCAGGUACAACAACGACCCAAAACACCGCCGCCACCACUACCACUACAGCCACCGACAAUCCUACGGCGCCAAAACGACGACGUGUCAGGACAGGCAGGGGUGGGCCAGGGAUAGCACGGAAAUGUGUUGUCACUGAGCGCCAAAAACAUCGCAGGCGCCAAAAAGGAAUGGCGAAUGCACCACCACCGGCGCCAUCGCCACCAACACUACCACCAACACCACCUCCUACCCAACCACAAACACUACCACCACCACCACCGCCACGUGCACAGACACCACCACCUACGGGGGAACCUUCCCGAAAGACACCACGGGCACAGGUCAGUUAAUUACAUUACAUUGAACUUCAAAUAUAUAACAAAUGUGUCUUGUUACACAUUUAAUUAAGGUGGCUCGAUACACUUAAUUUUCAAAAAUGCCGGUAACUUUCACGUGUUCAAACAAAUAGAUUUUAGUAGCAGUUUGUUCGUUCAAAAUGGUCUCGUAUUGUUGGAAAAUAGACAUGGUGGUCACCCACAAGUUUUAAUAUUUUCGUGCUUUAUUUUACUUGGAGUAUAACAAAAAUUCUGUAGUGCCUACACAUUUUGCCAUUGCAGAAGGGUUUCUUUUUAAAAUUCUAUGUAGAAUGAAAGUCGUUUGGCAUUGCCAUGCAAAAUAUGAACGUAUAGGUCAGCAGACCAAAUUUUGAUUACUAUACCGAGUCACCUUAAGAAAUUGUGCUGCGCCGUGAAACUAUUUAUAAAACGUUUCAAACUAGUCAAAUGGCGUGAAUAUCUUUAAUUGCACGCAGGACACCAAAAUAUAAUGUUUCUAUCGCUUCUAUCUAAAUGUGUACCUAGGUCCUUGAUGAAUUCAACAAGAAGAAGCGGAUCGAGAACUUCAAGGAGCUCGCCGGCGUUACGGACAAGGAAGGUUACGAUCCCCAUGAGCUAGUUUUGUGGAAGAAAGAUCUCCGCGGGUGGCAACUGCUUGAAGAAUCUUUUGAGGAGCCGUUGCGGGAUAAAUGGCGUGCACUUCGAUCGAUGCCGAAGAUUGCAAGCGACCCACGGCUGAUUGAUGCUUUCUUCGAGUUCGCCAGCCUAGCCAACGGCUUUGCGAACCAAGCGGCCCAUAUGACCGGCUACUUGGUGCAGGAGGUCCUUCAAGUUGGAGAUCAAAAUGGCUUUGCACCGGAGCAAGUGCUCGACGACCUUGUCGCAUUGCUGGAUGCAAAGUCAUAUGCGAUGUACUGCCGCCACUUGGAGGAAUGCAAAUGUGGAGCUUGCGAGGCCAUCCUCCAGUAUGAUGAUGACUGCGGGCAGGGGGAAGUCAAGGGAAGACCGUCGCACUGCGUACGAGUUGAGCCGUGGGCGCAGAUGGUGAGGAAGUUCUCCCGGGGACUGUCUGGAACGACGCUCAGAAACUGCGAGUACUUCUUCGCCUCUACACCGAAGAUGUCCCCUCCUAUGCUGUCGUUGGCCACAUCAACUGAUGUCCAGGCUUGCACCAGGCGAUACAUGAAAUGGUAUCUGCAAGGGUUGCAGCGGAUUACGAGGACUACCCGGAGCAGUGGCUCAGAUGCACUCCAUUUAAGCAUAUACGUGCCGAGAUGGCCGAGGUGUCCUGCGAUCUUGUCGCAAUGCUGGAUGGUAACUCUGACCAUUUGGUCAUAG